Coregonus clupeaformis (lake whitefish) is the source of this 2758-nucleotide messenger RNA. RefSeq lists its product as uncharacterized. The record is from RefSeq and is a predicted model, not a curated record. NCBI's taxonomy places the organism in Eukaryota, Metazoa, Chordata, Actinopteri, Salmoniformes, Salmonidae. Bases 981 to 1676 code for a protein of 231 amino acids. The transcript has 10 exons.
AAUUACGAAAGAUAAAUUAUUUUAUACAUAUAUUCAUAUUUUGUAAAGAAAAUUGGGAAAGCCUGGCUUCCCUUGGCGUCCACAAAUGCACGGCACUGUGAAUUAACAGGUUAUAAAGAAACAACGCAAUUAUCACAAAACAUAGGUUGUAUGAUGGCUUUUUUUCUUGCCUACCCAGUGAUUUUACCCACGCACCGCUACUGGUGACACCCAUAACCUAAGAGGGCUUCAGCAGGUUGGGUGCCACCAGUAAUGACUUGAGUCUGCGCAACAUCAGACUCUGUGCAGGGCUACUGUCCAUCCCCUCUGUGGGCGUGUUUCACCACUGCAGUAUAGCUGACCAUAUGUCCAUACCGUCUAGCUUGGCCCUCUUGCAUGAGCCUUUCACUCUCUUGACAGCUGACUCUGCCAUCCCAUUGGCUCGUGGAUGGUGAGGGGAGGAGGUGACGAGUGAAUCCACACUCUGCAAUUAUUAUAAAUCUGUCUUAAUCAUAGCACCCCCCCAUUCUCCAUGAUUACACAGUCUGUUUGUCCAUGACUGGCAAACUGGACUUUGCAUCGUUUGCAGCUGCAUUAACAUACCUUGGAAACGCUUAGGGAGCUAACAUUGCCCAUUAAUGGAAGUUAGGCUAGCGAGCAAGCAUUGUAGCCAGGUAGCCUAGGACAACAAAAAAAUUAAAGCGUGUGCUGUCUGACAGGGUGAUAGACCAUUUUGUCAACAUGAAAGAGAGGAUAGCAUUGGUGUUUCUCUACAAGUAGGAUUUGUAUUCCUCACGAGAAUUUGCAGUAUUUGACGUCCCACUCAUCCAACACUCUAAACAGUGACUGUUUCUCCGUGGGUCUUACCUAGGCAGCGUAAUAAAGGUCCAUAAACAGCAGCAGAAUAGGCCUACCGUCCUGAACCUGUUAUCGUUUCAAGAUCAGAGCAGAGGACAUCAAAUCCUGUUUCCCUACAGCAGCAUCAGUGUGACAAUACAAGUAUGAGUCAGGCAAGGACAAUGAGUUUGGAAGAGCAAAUCAGGAGCUUCUCACCAGAUGCAGCAUCUGCCCUUGCAAGAGCUGGAAUUAAAGAGGACAUUGAUAUUCAAGAGUUAACAAGAGAUGAUCUGAACGAACUUCUGCCAGGCCUCAAGCAUUUCAAACUUAGAAAGAGGAUCAGUGAACUUCUAACCAAAUCUAAACAGGACACAGCUAAACCUAUCGAUUUAAUUCUUAACGAGGUUAGGGACUUCAUUUCAGCUGGUGUCAUGAAGAAUGCACUUGUUCCUGGGGGAGUGUUACAUGGCUACGUCCCUAUUCUUAGAGAUUUGGAGAAGCAGCUUGACAAAGCCCUGCACUUUAUUCAGGCACAUGUUGUACUACUUGAGAGCUACAAUAAAGAAGAGCCCAUGGAGGCUGAGGGCAAUGCUGUGUCCCCAUCAGUUGACUCUGCUACAGCAGGAAACCAGCUCAUCCUUCAUGAAUCACAAUACAUAGAUAAUGUACAUAAAGAAUCUGUUAAAGGCGCUUCAGAACGACCAGCCUUAGGCGCUGUAGAGACCCACCCCAAACGACCAAGAACAGAUGUGGAUGACAAAGGAGUAAAUCGAGGCCCAAGAAGAAAAGGAAGGAAAAGAACCUGGAAGUUGGUGGAAGUUCUCCAAUCCUUUAAUUGCAUCUGUAUUAGGAAGAAAUGAAACAAAACAUUUGCCGGGUGAGAUUCUUGGGAUAUGCUUUGUACUAAUCGAAAAUCAUUUGUUCAUGCAUUUCCUGUCAGUCCACCGUUCAUAUCAAUCAAAUUAGCAUAAAUCUCUCCUCCCCUCUCCGCUGUGAUAGCUGAUGUGAAUGAGCUUUCUAGCCUGAAAUGACUGCAAUGGAAAAUGACUGCAAUGGAAAUCCACCACUUUUCUUUUGUAUGCAACAUCUUGGGGAUAUACUGUAUGUAGUGUUGUAAUUUAAUUAUGUUUCGUUUCAAGUAGUUCAAGUCCAUUCGCAAGUGUGUGGAAAAACCCUAAACACUCAUCUUGCACUCAUGAAACAAGUGGAUAAUCUGGGACUUAAGCGAGAGGAGACCAGUGCAGAGGACUGCCAAGUCAUGAUGGUCUUCUGUCCUGUUACAUCUCGUGUGGGAACUGACAUUGAGGCUGCCAUGAGCCAAGUUCCAGGUAACAGAGAUGCCAUUCUAGUGGUGAUGCACCAUACUUAUGAUAAAAACUUUGUCACAAGCCGGAGAUCUGCAUCUCACUACAAUAACAUAGUGGAGGAAGUGAAUGUUCUCUUCCUUGACUCUGUGGGACUUCUGCAUUGUAAAACAAAUGAUGAAGCAGUGACUCUCAUACAUAAGGCCUUACAGAAAUACAACAGCAGUACUUACAGACAUUAAGUGCCCCAUUGUGGCAACACAAAGAGUCUGAAGUCUGAAAAAAGAUUACAACGCUGCCAACAUUACUUAAAAACAAAAAUUAUACGACUUCCAACCAGGGCGUUGGUGACUCAUUCUAGUUUAGAAUAAAGCAUAUCACAAUCUAUGUAGUGAACCAAAUGAAAGAUUAUCUUGCUACUCAAUAAGGACAAAAUUAGACUUCUCCCUGUAGAACCUCUGGUGUGAGUGAAUCUUUGAAGAUGGGAUGCCUCAUAUGUAUUUGUGAAUUUCAGCUUGAUCUACUUUUAGUAUUAGAAGCACUUAUUGUUUGAGGUGUUACCUACUUUGUGACAUUAUGCCUCAAUCAGAUUGAAAAGUUGUACCUACAGUAUAGUUGGACCUACAGUAUAGUUGGAC